Messenger RNA from Gorilla gorilla gorilla (western lowland gorilla), 10305 nucleotides. It is a transcript of the gene SAV1, whose product is annotated as salvador family WW domain containing protein 1. The record is from RefSeq and is a predicted model, not a curated record. The coding region runs from base 573 to 1727 and encodes 384 amino acids. Gene Ontology annotation, cellular component: cytosol. Gene Ontology annotation, biological process: negative regulation of cell population proliferation; hippo signaling; apoptotic process. The transcript is spliced from 5 exons. NCBI's taxonomy places the organism in Eukaryota, Metazoa, Chordata, Mammalia, Primates, Hominidae. Gene Ontology annotation, molecular function: protein binding; molecular adaptor activity.
GUUUCGUCCUUCAUCUUCUCAGUCGGCAGGACCUGCUUCUCGCUGAGGAUGAGUGAGGAAAGCCGCAGCUCGGCGGGGACAGCCCGUUAGCCUAGAGCGCCGGCACCCGAGUCGGGCCGCCGGAGCCGCGCCUGGAGCCGCGGUGGGGGAGGGGCAGCGGCGGCCCGCGCUGCGUCGAGCUUCCCAGAAUUCCCAGCGGCCGCGGGGAAAGUUUACGGGAUGUAGGCGGCGGCGGCGGUAGUGGUAGCGGUUAUCCGGCGGCCCACGGCGGACCAUGGCCCUGGCCCGGCGUCGCUGGGCUUUCCUCACGGCGUCCCCGAGCAGCGUCGCAGAGUGGGCCGACUUCCGGGAAGGAACUGACCAGCGACUGAGCGGCGGCCGGCGCGCUUAGCGCCCUGAACAUGCGGCAGUCCCUGCGGGCGACCCCGGGCUCCGGACAGGCGGCGGCGGAGGCGGCGGCUCGGGAGGGAAGGAGGCGGCGGCGCCGGCGGAGGUGGCGGCGGAGACGGCCGGCGCCCGGCGCGGCGCCCUAGGGAGGCAGUUCAGCGCGGCCUCGGGCCUCGUCGAGAAGGAUGCUGUCCCGAAAGAAAACCAAAAACGAAGUGUCCAAGCCGGCCGAGGUGCAGGGGAAGUACGUGAAGAAGGAGACGUCGCCUCUGCUUCGGAAUCUUAUGCCUUCAUUCAUCCGGCAUGGUCCAACAAUUCCAAGACGAACUGAUAUCUGUCUUCCAGAUUCAAGCCCUAAUGCCUUUUCAAGUUCUGGAGAUGGAGUAGUUUCAAGAAACCAGAGUUUCCUUAGAACUCCAAUUCAAAGAACACCUCAUGAAAUAAUGAGAAGAGAAAGCAACAGAUUAUCUGCACCUUCUUAUCUUGCCAGAAGUCUGGCAGAUGUCCCUAGAGAGUAUGGUUCUUCUCAGUCAUUUGUAACGGAAGUUAGUUUUGCUGUUGAAAAUGGAGACUCUGGUUCCCGAUAUUAUUAUUCAGACAAUUUUUUUGAUGGUCAGAGAAAGCGGCCACUUGGAGAUCGUGCACAUGAAGACUACAGAUAUUAUGAAUACAACCAUGAUCUCUUCCAAAGAAUGCCACAGAAUCAGGGGAGGCAUGCUUCAGGUAUUGGGAGAGUUGCUGCUACAUCUUUAGGAAAUUUGACUAACCAUGGUUCUGAAGAUUUACCCCUUCCUCCUGGCUGGUCUGUGGACUGGACAAUGAGAGGGAGAAAAUAUUAUAUAGAUCAUAACACAAAUACAACUCACUGGAGCCAUCCUCUUGAGCGAGAAGGGCUUCCUCCUGGAUGGGAACGAGUUGAGUCAUCCGAAUUUGGAACCUAUUAUGUAGAUCACACAAAUAAGAAGGCCCAAUACAGGCAUCCCUGUGCUCCUAGUGUACCUCGGUAUGAUCAACCACCUCCUGUCACAUACCAGCCACAGCAAACUGAAAGAAAUCAGUCCCUUCUGGUACCUGCAAAUCCAUAUCAUACUGCAGAAAUUCCUGACUGGCUUCAAGUUUACGCACGAGCCCCUGUGAAAUAUGACCACAUUCUGAAGUGGGAACUCUUCCAGCUGGCUGACCUGGAUACAUACCAGGGAAUGCUAAAGUUGCUCUUCAUGAAAGAAUUGGAGCAGAUUGUUAAAAUGUAUGAAGCAUACAGACAAGCCCUUCUUACAGAGUUGGAAAACCGAAAGCAGAGACAGCAGUGGUAUGCCCAACAACAUGGAAAAAAUUUUUGAGCUGAUUUUUUAAAAAUUUAAGUUUUGUAAGAGCUUUAAAAUAUUUUCACAGAUAAAAAAUUGCAAACAAGUACUCUGGUUAAUAAAUGCUGCUUCCUUUGUGGAAAUUAUAAAAUUCUAACUUUACAUGUAUUUUGUUAUUAGAAAUUUUCUUUUAUUGAACGAGAAAAAUUAGUCUAUCAUUUUAAGAGCCAGUAUGGCAAACACUUUCAGAUACUGUAUAUUAGGAAACUGUUUUGGUAUUCUUGAUGGAAAAAAAUGCAGCAGAAAUGUCAUUAUGAACAGAUGUUAAAUAGGAAAUUACUACUUGUUAACUUCUUACAGCAGUAGUACCUUUUAAAAAAAAAAGAAUCUGCGGUAUUUUUUUAAAAAAAAUGUUUACUGCUCUAGUGUGAAAUAUUGUCUGGAAAGGGAUGGUUUAAAUAUUACCAUGAUGUAGUUGAAAUAUAAAAUAGGAUUUGGAACCUUAUUGUGAUAAAUAUUUAUAUAUGAUGUAUGUUUGUCUCCCCUCUCCAAAGUAAGGAACCCAGCUGGGUGUGGUGGCUCACUCCUGUGUAAUCCCAGCAUUUUGGGAGGCCGAGGUGGGUGGAUCGCUUGAGUUCACGAGUUUAAGACCAGCCUGGGCAAUAUGGUGAAGCCCCAUCUCUACAAAAAAUACAAAAAAAUUAGCCGGGUAUGAUGGUGUGUGCCUCUAGUCCCAGCUACUUGGGAGGCUGAGGUCAGAGGAUGGCUUGAGCCCGAGAGGCAGAGGUUGCAGGGUCAAGAUCGCACUACUUGCACUGCAGCCUGAGAGACAGAGCCAGACCUUGUCUCAAAAAAUAAAAAAUAAAAAUAAAAAAACAAAAUAAGGAAUCCUUUUAAAGCAUGUUGAGAAAGUAUUUUUUGGUAUGAAUGGGUGACGGGCCUUUUAAUCUUUCAGAAAUACAUAUAAGCAGAAAUACUUAGCCUGUAUUGGGAAGGUGCGUGAAACUCAAAGUUGCUAACAUCAUCUUCCUUAUUUUCAGCCAGUGCUGUUACUGCAUUUAGCAUGGCUCUGACGAGGCAGUGGAGAGUUCCUGACAGCAUAGCAUACUGCCUUCUGACAGACUGGGUUAAGCUACCAAAAAUGACAAUCAGGGAUUCAAAAAAAAUUUUUGGUCAUUAAAUCGAAUGUAUAUUAUUACUUUUUAAUUUUCUAAGUAUUUAUCACAGGACUUUAACACCAUAUAUUUCCCUCCCAGUUUUUCUCACCCUUUUGGUUUAAUAGUUAAAACAUUUUUCAUAAUUAGUGCUGUACACUUGAUUGCAAACAAAUUGGUGAUACUUCUAAACUAUAACUAUAAAUCUCUAGAAUUCUGUGAAUUUCAACAUUAUUUGAAGUAGUUCUUCAGUUAUAUUUACAUGUGUUGUAAAUAUGUAAAUAUACUUUUAGCUUAGGAGGUCUUCCAGAAUACAAACUACUCCCAGUUAGAUAUCAGUGAGUUUGAAUAACUGAAGAAAUGUUGACAAUGUUAAGUGUUUGAUUUUAUAUAACAAGCUUAUUAAAUAUAUUUUUGUGGAAACUAAGCGCGUGGUUUUUGAGUCCAUGUUUUAGACAUAGUGCUGUAUUUCAUUUUUCUGUUCAAAAGGCCAUAGACAAAGGAAUCAAUAUAAUUGAAAGGGGUAAUGAAAAGGGGUAUUGAAAAAUGAAAGUAUGGCUAGUGGAAUUUUAUCACUGGGAAAAGCUAAUUUGCUGAACUUGUGAUCAGACUUUUCUAAGAUGUAAGUUUAUAUAUCUUAUGAACUCCCACACUCCUCUAUCUUAAUUGUUCUUUCCUGUCACUUCUUACUUUAUAUCGCUACUUAAUUAUGGUGUAGCCAUUUCUGUGACAAUCUUUAGAAGUUACUCUGUUUUGGACCUCCUAGAUAAGUAUUACUUUUUUCAUUAACACACUUUCCUUCUUCCUCUAAGAAGUCUGUUCAGUGAAACUCCACUAGAGAUUUUAGUCAUUAAGAACUAGAAGUUACCUAAAGGAAUUAGCAUGUUUUGUAAAAUAGAAACUUAAGUUUGUACUGAUGUCAACAUUAAAUAAAAUGCAUCUUGAGUCUAAAAAAAGAGAUAAACCUUCAUCAUUCUAUAUCAGCACCUCUCAUUUUCAAAUUCAGUAAGCAUUUGUUUUUAAUCUUAGGAACCAGAGUAAACUUUAAUAAUAGUUCACAUAUUAAAAUAAUAAACCUAUGAAGAAUACAUUCUUUGUGUACUAAAUGAAAAAAUAUACAAUGCAGUGAAACUCACAUAUACAAAGUGAUUUUUGUGCAUUUUUUAUCAAGAGGUUUAUAUUCUAUUAAACCAUGUAAAAGCAAUAUCUGGUUUUUGAUAAAGCAACUGAAGAACUCUAAAAUGUGCUUAAAAAUAAGAUUGUGAUAUAUAUAAGAUGACACAGAUUAAAUCAAGCCUGCUGAGUUAUGAUGCUGUGUUUUAACAAAUGGCUAUGUGAAAUAAUUUAAAAUUUUUUCUGUAGAAAUUAAAUGAGCAUAUCCAAACGUGGAAUAUCACAUGAUUUAAUUAUAACCCAGUAGUAGAAUUUAGUAAAUUCAAGCAGAACACGUGUACUGUUAUCAUAAAUAGACAAAUACUUUAUAACAGCAUUUUUGAAGAAAAAUCAGAAAAUUGUACAUGUUAACAAAAUAGUAUAACCAUGCAUACAUACAUCUGCUUAUUAAACACUGAAGUAAAAGAACUAAUCCAGUUUGCAGUCUUCAGAGGUGUUUAGUAUUUUACUCUGUUCUGAUGGAAGCACUUCGAAUGUUUGCAUGGAGACAUAAAACUGAAUAUUUAAUUGACAAUUGGUCAUGCACCUGUAUUUCUUAAAAUUUGGAUUACAUUUUUUUCUUUUCUGAUUGUUCAGUAGAUUCCGACUUUGGUGUAGGGAAAGCUUGAUGAUACAGAUGUCUGUGGGUUGCUGCUGCACUGUAAAGCUUGUACAAAGCCUAGAAUAAAAGCAUCAAGAUUAUAAAACAUUUUAUUAAACACACAGAUGUAAAAUUUUUUGCUUUUUAAAAAGUUUAUCGUACUGUAUAAAAUUUAGCAUGUUGAAUUUGAAAUCUUUUUUAAUCGAUAUAUAAAUUAAUAUCUUAAAAUUCAAAAGUAUUUUCAACUCCUCAAUGUGUGCAUUAACACUUUUGUGUGUUGACCUUUGUGGUAAAUGUUUUAUUCUCAAACUGUGUUUCCUUUUAUCUUGCAUACUUCUUGGAGCAGUGAGCUUCUACUUUGCCCCAGGGGUGUGCUGAAAAUUCAAAUUGUGAAUAUUAGCAGUUUUAGAUGAAUUGUAAGACCUCAUAACUUCUGAUUGGCAGUAACUAUUAUGCAUAGCUAGGCUACUUGCUUUCUGGGCUUCCAGUGUUUUCCUGAGUGGGGCCAAUUUUAUUCUCCAUCAUUUACUGAUACAGUCAUGCAGCUAAGCACAUAUGGUGUCCUUCCCCCAGCACAGUAGGAUCCUUCACUUUACACGCUCUUGCCUUGUUUCCAUGACUUAGCUAAUAUCUUACAAACCUUUUUCAAAAACAUUACCUCAGCAAGCUUUCCUCAUUGAAAACUACCUCUUAUGUUCUCUGUGGGUUUUUAAUGAUGUUUGAAUCAUAGGAAUUUCUGUGUAUUGUAUAUUGCUUUAUAUAAGUGUUCAUAAAUAUCUUUGUUUCCUGGCCCCCUUAGCUAGUGUCUAAGAUUUCAUCCCCUCCUCUGACUUUCACAUACUUGACAGUCAGUUACAAAUGACUUGUCUGAUUUAGUUCUGGAGUUUAUAAAGAGUCUUUGAAUAUCUUUAAAAGCUGCAUAAAAGCUUGAGAUCCUUUAAAUAGUAAUCUGUUCCCAGGAAAUUCCAUUAAUUUUUAUCAUUUGUGAGUCUGUAUACCUACUUUCUUUGGAUCUGUUUUUUUUUUGUUUUUUUGUUUUUUUUACUUUUUGAGUUGGACUCUCACUCUCUCGCUCAGGCUGGAGUGCAGUGGUGGCACAAUCUUGGCUCACUGCAACCUCCUCCCAGGUUCAAGCUCUUCUCUUGCCUCAGCCUCCCCAGUGGCUGGGACUACAGGUGCCUGCCACCACACCUGGCUAAUUUUUUGUAUUUUUAGUAGAGAUGGGGCUUCACCAUGUUAGCCAGGCUGGUCUCGAACUCCUGACCUAAAGUGAUCCGCCCACCUCAGUCUCCCAAAGUGCUGGGAUUACAGGCGUGAGCCACCGCGCCUGGCCUUGAUUUUCUUAGGGCAUUACGUCUGUAUGGUACCAUCUUCAGAUCUAUGAAUGUAUAUUGGUGCAACAUAGUAUUGUCUUCCAUUAUAUUCUGAUUCUAAGGCAUUCAAUUUAAUUCUGAUUCUCAUAUUUUUUCUUAAGCUUUGAUUUACAAAGUUGAAAUUUGCUUUUGCUUUUUUAAUGAACUUGCUUACUGAAUUUUGCAUAAAAUAACUUCUUAUUGACUUGUAAAUAUUAAAUGGUAUUUGAUUCGAGGACAUAAUCCAAUUAUAUGCCACAGUAGAAACUGAGGAAAGAAUUAUCUCUAUAGUUGUUCAAGAUCAGCUUUGCUUCCUGAAGAUAAUGACCUAAAUGAUUCCAGAGUGGUAAUUUUUCUUUGUGUAACAGAUGAUUCCUUCGUGGAUGCCUAGAGUCUUUUCUGAGAUAUGUAGUGUUGCACAUGUGCGGUAGGAGAAAUGAACACUAAUUUACAGGUCAGGCCUGAGGUCUGCCAAGAAAGAAUACAUACUGGCCUGGGCCCUGCUUAAAGUGGUAUGUAUUACUGUCAGUCAAAAGCCAAAGUUGAAAACAACUUCUAAAGGUUGUAGCUACAUUUAAAUACCCUCCAGUAGUUACAUUUCCUCAGGUUUCAUAACUGCUUGCUUUACUCUGCAGUAGAGCAGAGUCCACCAUUUCAGAGCUUAAGAAUUUUGAAAAUUUCUACACAUUCAUGAAACAAAUACUGAUGAUAUUCAAUUCUUACGUUUUUUGUGUGUGUGUAGAUCAAAUCAUACAUAAUGUCUAGAAAAAGUUAAAUAUUUUAAGACCAUGUUAAAAAUUCACAAUUACAAAUUUAAAUGUUAGAAGUCACCAAAGAUUGUUCUAAUCUACAUAAAGACAUCUUUUAAUGGCUAGUCAGUUUAUAAAAUAAUAUCAUAAUGUUUACAAAUAUAUAGCUCUGAAUUUUAAAAAAUUUAACUUACCUCAUUUGUACUUCCCUGUGGCAAAGGCAGAUUAAAAAGAAAAAAGAAAAGUAUAUAUCCUGCUUUAUUAACAGCAUUAUAAUAUUCAACUUUGCUUACAAUAUUGUGAGCAUUUAAGAACAGAACAGAUACUCCUGCAGAUUUUUCAGUUUAGAUUACAUAUUUUAUCAGAAUCUUUGAAGAACUCAAUUCUGUAUUCCUCAUAGGUUUUAGCAUAACAUAGUCUAGGAGGGUUUUGACAUUGACCUCAACCCCUCUUAAAUCUUUUGUGGUUGAGGGACUAUUUCAGAAAGUGGCUCAGAGGAUCCAGUUUUUACUUCAUUCAUUUCCCAUUGUGCUACCACUAGUUUAUCUCAGCUAGAUCCUUCAAAGGCACGUUACAAUUAUGUUAUAAAGUAUAUAUAAGUAUGUUCUUUUUUUUUUUUUUUUUUUUUUUUGGAGAUGGAGCUUCACUCUUGUUGCCCGGGCUGGAGUGCUGUGGUGCCAUCUCGGCUCAAUGCAACCUCCGCCUUCUGGGUUCAAGCGAUUCUCCUGCCUCAGCCUCCCGAGUAGCUGGGAUUACAGGCAUGCGCCACUACGACUGGCUAUUUUUUGUAUUUUUAGUAGAGACGGGGUUUCUCCAUGUUGGCCAGGCUGGUCUCCAACUCCCGACCUCAGAUGAUCCGCCCACCUUGGCCUCGGAAAGUGCUGAGAUUACAGGCGUGAGCCACUGCACCCGGCCAUAAGUAUGUUCUUAAUGCUGGAAGAAUUGUAGCUAUUACCUGCUGCCUUCAGGUACAGAGACAAUCUGAAGUAAUCUGAUACUGCUUUUGGAAGUUUUUAACUAAAAAAGAGAAUGAUAUGACAACUUAUGAUAGUGGUUCAGAUAGCUCCUAACAAAGCUAAUGCUAAUCAAAUCAUAGGUUGUAAAUAUGAGAUAAUGUUAACACAAGUCAUAAUUAGCUAAAUAAAAGCUGUUUUCUCUUACAACUUUUAAUAGAUAUAACAUUUUUAGAAUAAUAAAAAGUAGGCUGGGUGGCUCACGCCUAUAAUCCCAACGCUUUGGAAGGCUGAGGCGCGCAGAUUGCUUGAGGUCAGGAGUUUGAGACCAGCCUGGCCAACAUGGUGAAACCCCGUUUCUACAAAAAAUACAAAAAAUUAGCUGGGGAUGGUGGUAUGCACCUGUAGUCUCAUCUACUCGAGAGGCUGAGGCAUAAGAAUUGCUUGAGCCUGGGAGGCGGAGGUUGCAAUGAGCUGAGAUCACGCCACUGCACUCCAGCCUAGACGACAGAGCAAGACUGCCCCCCCACCCAAAAAAAGAAAAAAAAAGUAUAUAUACUACUCAACUGAUGUAUUUUUUUUUUAAAUGCUGAAAUGUUAACUGGAAAAUAGUUGUGUAGGACUUCACAUUUUACACAGUAUUAUAUAGUUAGUUGCUUGUAUCUGGGCAGGUCAUAACAUUCUUGAUGACUGGGGCCCAAUUCCUGUUGAUCUGUAUUUCCAACAUCUAAUGCAGUGGCUGGCACAUGGAUGACAUUCAAAUCUGUGCUGAAUUUAGUUGUGAAUUAAAGGUGUUCUUACCUGGUCCCACAGAGCUGCAGCCACCUGGUCUAUUACAGCUCCCAGCUCUCGGUAUUCUCCAGAGUACCGGAUAUAUGCCCAAGUGCACAGGGUGAUAAGGGUCAGUCCCAUUAUCAUAUUGCAUAGGCUAGCUAUGAUGUCCAAACCAAUGAAUCCAGUCACACCAGCAAUCACAUAUGUGAUAAAGAUGACUACAAACAGUGUGGCUGGGGUACGAGCUGCAUGGAAGAUAUUUUUGCUAUCAUUGUGCUUGAUAUAUUGGAUGUAAAGUUCAUCUAUUUCACUCUCCAACUGCUGCAGGUAACGCCGGCUAAAUUCUUCCCCACCCAUCUUCUUCACCCCUCGGAAUAGCUUCACAGAUUCUUCCUUAAGUUGCAGGUGUUUGGUCUGCAAGUCAUUUGGGGCCAGAAAUGGUUUGUCACCACCACAAAUCUGUAUCAGAUAGAGAAGUAUUUGUUUAUGCAAUGCAGAGUAAAAUUGGCAACUGUAUCAAAAUUUUUCACUUAGCUAGUUGAGUUUGUUAGAAUACGUUAAUAAUCAGGAGCCUGCAUAUAUGUUUUGUCAGCCCACAUCUUUCCACCCCCUAUCCACGAGGCAUGACUAUAAAUGGGACUGGUAUUUUAUAGGUGGCUUAAAAUCAUUUUAAAUUUUUCUCUUUUUGACAUGGAAAAUAAUAUUUAUCACUUAAUCCAAGUCCUUCGAGAUGAAAAGACGUGUGACACAACAUGAAGUGCAAACUGAGUUCAUUCACAGAAUGAAUCCAAAUCUAAGAAAACUACGUAUAUCCAAAUUCUAGGAAAUCUAACUACACUGAAGUCAUUUUAACCAAUGAAGUUUAAUAAACAAUGAUCAAUGCUAUAAAGCUCUCAAAGUAAACUGUGAAAUACAUUCUUUAGCAGUUUUACUGAUUUUUAUUUGAAUGGAGCCAAUUGAGUAUUUUCUUCCAGAAACUAAGUUAGCAGUAUAUUAAAUGUUCUUGAAUAACAUUUUCGAUUUUUUGAAAAGUUACAAGGGUAAUCUCAGUUAACCAUACCAUUCACUUUGGUUACAGGCAUGCCUCAGAGAUAAUACAUGUUUGGUUCCAGACCACUGCAAUAAGCAAGUCACAUGAUUUUUUUAUUUCCUAAUUCAUAUAAAAGUUAUGUUUACAUUAUAUAGCAGUCUAGUAAAGUGUGCAAUAGCAUAUCUAAAAACCAUGUACAUAAUUCAAGAACACUUUAUUGCAUAAAAAUGCUGAGGAUCAUCUGAGCCUUCAGCACAUCAAUCUUUUUGCUGGUGGAGGCUCUUGCCUCGAUGUCGAUGGCUGCUGACUGAUUAGGGUGGUGUUGCUGAAGGUUGAGGUGGCUGUGGCAAUUUCUUAAAAUAUGACAACAGUAAAGUUUGCCAUAUUGAUAGACUUCCUUUCAUGAAAGAUUUCUCUGUAGCCUGGGAUGCCGUUUGACAGCAUUUUACUCAUAGUAGAACUUCUUUAAAAAUUGGAGUCAAUCCUCUCUAACCCUGCCAAUGCUUUAUCAACUAACUUUAUUUCAUAUUUUAAAGCCCUGGAAAGGAAAAGAGUAGGGGGAAGGGGAUGAAGAGAGGUUGAUUAAUGGGUACAAAUAAAGCAGUUAGAAGAAAUAAGACAGUGUUCAGUAGCUCAGUAGGGUGACUGUAAUUAGCAAUAAUCUAUUGUACAUUUCAAAAUGGCCAGAAGAGAAUAAUUCGAAUGUUCCUAGCAUAAAGAAAUAUUAAGGUGAUAAAUAUCCCACUUUCCCUGAUUUGAUCUUUACACAUUAUAUGGAUGUAUCAAUUUAUCGUAUGUACUCCAAAAAUAUGUACAUCUAUUAUGUACCAAUAAAAAAUAUUCUAAACC